Molecule: messenger RNA, 2084 nt
Organism: Raphanus sativus (radish)
Lineage: Eukaryota; Viridiplantae; Streptophyta; Magnoliopsida; Brassicales; Brassicaceae
Product: non-specific phospholipase C1
Exons: 3
Coding region: 219-1811 (530 amino acids)
Biological process (GO): phospholipid catabolic process
Molecular function (GO): hydrolase activity, acting on ester bonds
Source: RefSeq, a predicted model, not a curated record
AUUUGGUUAGGUUUUGCUUUGACUUUUAGUCAAACGCAAAAGAUAUUUUUUUUUCUUCUUGUAAGAAAGAAAAGUAGUUCGCCGACGGAAAAGAAAAGUCACCGGCUUCGUCGCUCUCGAAAUUGUGUGGUAUCCAUUCUCCUUCCUCAAACUAUAUCCCUUCUCAACUCCCUUUGAAAAAUCCGCCCAUCUUUCGAGUCUAAUAGUCACCGAAAAAAAUGGCUUUCCGGCGAGGAUUUGCCACCGUCACUCUCUUCCUCUACUUACUAGUCUCCUCCCACUCUCUCGAUCUCAAUCGUUCCCCGAAAAAACACAAGAUCGAAGGACCGAUCAAGACCAUAGUCGUCGUAGUCAUGGAGAAUCGCUCCUUCGACCACAUCCUCGGCUGGCUCAAACCAACCCGACCCGAGAUCGACGGAUUAACCGGAAAAGAGUCAAACCCCCUCAACGCCUCCGAUCCAAACUCCGAAAAAAUCUACGUAUCAAACGACGCCGUUUUCGUCGACAUGGAUCCGGGCCACUCGUUCCAAGCCAUCCGAGAGCAGAUAUUCGGAUCCAACGACACCUCCGGCGACCCGAAAAUGAACGGGUUCGCCCAGGAGGCGGAGAGCAUGGAGCCCGGGAUGGCAAAGAACGUCAUGAGCGGGUUCAAACCCGGUGUACUACCGGUUUACACCGAGCUAGCUAACGAGUUCGGGAUCUUCGACCGGUGGUUCGCUUCGGUUCCGACUUCCACUCAGCCGAACCGGUUCUACGUCCACUCUGCCACCUCCCACGGGUGCUCCAGCAACGUCAAGAAGGAUCUCGUCAGAGGUUUCCCUCAGAAGACGAUCUUUGAUUCUUUGGAAGAGAGCGGGCUCAGCUUCGGGAUCUAUUACCAGAACAUCCCCGCCACCUUCUUCUUCAAGUCUCUCCGCAGGCUCAAACACCUCGUGAAGUUCCACAGCUACUCGCUUAAGUUCAAGCUCCACGCCAAGCUCGGGAAGCUUCCGAACUAUUCGGUUAUCGAACAGCGGUAUUUCGACAUCGAUCUUUUUCCGGCGAACGAUGAUCAUCCGUCGCAUGACGUGGCGGCGGGGCAGAGGUUUGUCAAGGAAGUGUACGAGACGUUAAGGAGUAGUCCUCAGUGGGAGGAGAUGGCUUUGCUUAUUACUUAUGAUGAGCACGGUGGGUUUUAUGAUCACGUGCCCACGCCGGUUAAAGAUGUGCCGAAUCCUGAUGGGAUUAUUGGACCGGGCCCGUUUUAUUUCGGGUUUGAUCGGUUGGGUGUUCGGGUUCCUACUUUCCUUAUCUCUCCUUGGAUCGAGAAGGGCACUGUGAUACAUGAACCUGAGGGUCCUACACCACAUUCACAGUACGAGCAUUCUUCUAUACCAGCAACUGUGAAGAAACUCUUCAACCUUAAAUCUCACUUCCUUACCAAGAGAGAUGCAUGGGCUGGUACAUUUGAGAAAUACUUCUGUAUCCGUGACUCUCUUCGCCAAGAUUGUCCAGAGAAACUAGCAGAAGUUGAACGAUCACUAAGGCCAUGGGGAGCAAAAGAAGACGCAAAGCUCUCAGAGUUCCAGGUGGAGCUGAUCCAGCUCGCUUCCCAGCUCGUUGGAGACCAUCUGCUGAACUCAUAUCCAGACAUUGGGAAGAACAUGACAGUACGUGAAGGCAACAAAUACGCAGAGGAUGCUGUUGAGAAGUUUUUAGAAGCUGGUAAGGCUGCACUGAAAGCAGGAGCAGACGAGAACACCAUAGUCACUAUGAGGCCGUCUCUGACUACCAGGACCAGUCCCAGUGAAGGGACCAACAAGUAUAUUUAAAACUAUUGAAAAAAUCUACAAAUAAUGGAAUGAAUGAUAUGUAAAUACAUGUGGCCACCUCUAUGUUCCCCACGUCACUUGGAUACAUUCUAUGAUGUGGGAAAAAAGGGUAUAUACUUACGUAUGGUUAUGUAAUGGAUCAAAAGACAUGGUAACGUUAUGUUGCUCUCCGGACCUCCAUCUCCUUAGUAGGAAUAAGAUGGAGAGUUCUUGUAUUUACUAAUACAUACUUAUCCAAAAUUAGAUAACUAACCAGUUUAUGGUUAGCAUAAA